Molecule: messenger RNA, 1022 nt
Organism: Dama dama (fallow deer)
Lineage: Eukaryota; Metazoa; Chordata; Mammalia; Artiodactyla; Cervidae
Product: C-type lectin domain family 9 member A-like
Exons: 4
Coding region: 101-484 (127 amino acids)
Source: RefSeq, a predicted model, not a curated record
CUUCACUUCACUUCAAUAAUGUACAGUAAAAGUUUUCCAGGGUCGAUUACCAGAGCCUCCAUUGGACAAUGGAACAGAAGAAAAUUCCGCAUCUAAAAACAUGACUUUCAAAGAGAAACCACUUAAUAGAGGAAACGAAUGUAAAAGUAAAUGGUCCUGUUGUGGACAGAAAUGUUACUAUUUUUCGGAUGAAUUGAAGAACUUCGAAGAAAGUAAAAAAAUCUGCAAGGAAAUGGACUCCACACUUCUUACGAUAGAAGAUAAGGAAGAACUGAACUUCAUUCAAAGCCAACUGUCUUAUUUCUAUUGGAUUGGAUUAUCUCAUAAAGGAGCCGGAAAUCAAUGGACACGGGAAGAUAAAUCAAUGCCUUUUCUCAAAUUUGAUUGGAAAGAGUCAAACAAAGGAAACUGUGCAUGUAUUAAAGCAACGAAGAUGUCUGCUUCUGACUGUUCCAGAUUCAUGCACGUCAUUUGUGAGAAGUAGAUAGCUUGUCUUGCUACCUAAAGAAACAACAACCAAAGGCACAUACAACAACUUUUCCUUAUAAAAACUCAGACCCUUGGAAGUCCAGUCUGUAUAUCUCUCAUUUCAGAAUGCUUUUUUAUGGGCGGCACCUAUAUUCUAGCUUGAUAGAGAUACAUUGUGGACCCUCCAGUUCUGCCUCUUUCAAACAUGGAUCCCAGAUCACACCAGUUAUGAGCACAGGUUGGCAGAGUGAGAAAGUAUCAGUGUUUCUCAAGAACCUUAGGACUGUGUAGUCAAUUUCUGCAACUCACACAGAUUUAGUAAGUAAUCUUGCAAACUGUUGUCACUGUCAUGUACAUUUUACCUGGGAUUUAAUGCCAGGAAUAAGUGAAGUCAUUAUUCUGUAUCAAAUGUAUAUGCAUUUGCUUGAUUCCUUACAUUUUAGCAGAAAGACUGGAUACUAACUGGAAAGAAAAUAAAUAGUAUCUUGAAUCAGAUCCAUGUUUGUGACCUACACCACAACUGAUAGCUUGAGUGCUUUUUGAGAAGUCCAAAC